UUGAUCUGGCGAUGUGACGCCAUAAGUCUGCGCCACACUCUCAUCUGAAGAAGGGUUUGAGUUUUUACCAUUAAACAGUGUUUAAAUUAGUGCCGUCGGAUACGUGUAUGCUUUUGCAAGAAAUGCAGAAUAAGUUAUUACCGAAUAUAACAUUGUAACGCUUUAUCUAAGUAAAACAGAUCCGCGCGAAAAAGCGCGUCUAAUCGAUAUAUCGUAAAUCGAUUUAUCGUGAACGCGAACUCGGUCUCUUUCGAUGAGGAGCUGCAGAAAGCCCGAGCUAGUUCGUUUAAAAACGAUUGAGUGAUCCGAAGCGCAAGCGACACCAGCUGUUCAGAACUGUGUAAAUGCAACGAGAGCCCUAACGUACAACGACAACACGUCUGAGCUCGUGUUCAGAAAAAGUUCUUCCUCCGUUCAUCGAUCUCUUCCCGAACACGACAGCGCCCGAUGAGGCGACACGCAUCCACGCUCGGGUUGUGAAGAUGGCGUUUAUUAAAGAGGAGAGUGAAGACGUGAAGAUUGAAGAAGCCUUCACAGUGAAGCAAGAAGAUACUGACACACAGACAGCCCUGGUGGCGCUGAAAGAGGAGAAUCGAGAGCUGAAUGAAAUAGAUGAGAAACACGACUCCAUGACCGAAGAAAAAGUGUUUCAUUCGUCCGAGACUGAAAAGACUCUGUCCAGAAAGAAAGCUAAAAAGACGGCGACUAAAGGCGUUUACACCUGCCAACAGUGUGGGAAGAUUUUUAAUCAAAACAGAAACCUUACGGUCCACAUGAGAGUCCACACCGGAGAGAAGCCUUACGCGUGCCAGCAGUGUGGAAAGAGUUUCAGUCAAAAAGCAAGCGUUAAGGUCCACAUGAGGGUCCACACCGGAGAGAACCCCUACACCUGCCAGCAGUGUGGAAAAAGUUUCAACAGGAAAGGAAACCUGACCGUCCACAUGAGAGUCCACACGAGAGAAACCCCAUUCUCCUGCCAACAGUGUGGAAAAAGCUUCACUCAGAAAGGAAGCCUCAAAGUCCACAUGAGGAUUCACACCGGAGAAAACCCUUUCACCUGCCAAGAGUGCGGAAAACAUUUCAUACGGAAAGCCAGCCUCAAAAGCCACACGAGAGUUCACACCGGAGAGAAGCCCUUCACCUGCUCUCAAUGUGGAACCAGUUUCAAACACAAAGGAACGCUUAACGCUCACAUGAGGAUUCACACCGGAGAGAAGCCCUUCGUGUGCGGCGAGUGUGGAAAGUGCUUCCGAUUCACGGUGACACUCAGUCACCACAUGAGGAUUCACACAAGAGAGAAGCGUUUCGUGUGUCACCAGUGUGGAAGGAACUUCACGGACAAGAAGCACCUCAAGAGUCACGUGAAGGUCCAUUCGGGGGAGAAGCCUUUCAUGUGUCAUCACUGCGGAAAGACGUGCAAAAACAAGACGAACCUUGAGGUCCACGUGAGAGUUCACACCGGAGAGAAGCCUUACGUCUGCCCUCAGUGCGGGAAGUGUUUCGCGCUCAAAGGAAACCGCGAGGUUCACAUGAGGCUUCACACCGGAGAGAAGCCCUACGCGUGUCUCAAAUGUAAGAAGAGCUUCACGUAUCUCAGAGAGCUGAAGUGUCAUUUGCAAAGCCAUUCCGAAAAGAAACCACGCACGAGCGAUUUCCAAAAUCAUCUCCGUGUUCACUCUGGAGAAAGGCACUUUAACUGCGAGCGGUGCGCCAAAACGUUUCUUUCGGCGUCACGCUUGCACGUACACCUGAAAGGUCAUGCAGAUGUGAGAGCCUAUUCUUGUUCUCUCUGUAGAAAGACUUUUAAAUGGCUCGGCAGUUUGAAAUGGCACCAGAAGACAUGCUCGUCUGUCAAAUCAAAGCUGCUUUCACGCCGCUAGUGAAUGAGGCUGGUGUGAUUUGAGGUUUCCUCCCUCAGGAAUCUAGCGUUUCAUUUGAUAAUCGUGUUUUGGUCAUCUGCUGAGUUCCACUGGAUGAAGCACUGGUGGAAGGUCAUAACCUGGUGGAGGAGGAAGGAUCGGUCACCGUGGAGAGCCUUUCAACUCUCAGAGUACUCAUGAAUUUCGUUUUAAUUUCCCUUCCGCUGUGUCGACAUUCAAGGACUAUAGAAGCACGUUAGCUGAGCUCACUUGUGGCGUAUUUUAUUCAGAUUGAGUGGAAAAGCAAACUCAACCUUUUCUUUAAGGGAGCCAGUUCCUCAAUAUGACAGGGUGGACAACCGUUCAAGGGACAUUCACAAACUCUUUUUUUUUUUUAUUAUUAAAUAUAAAUACUGAUUGGUACCACUUGGUAAUAACUGCACACUAUGAAUCGUUAAGUAAUCGUUAGUAGUUGUCAGUACAUCCUUUAUAAAAUAUUGUCCCAACACAUUUGGUGAAUCAGUUUAUAAACACAUCUAUAAAUGCCUUGUUCCUGAUUCAUAAAAGUUAUUACAAAGCAGAUUUAGAGAAUUAUGAAAGUAUAGAUUUAUAGCUGUAUUUAUAAACUCAUUUAAAGUGACUAAUGAUUCAUAAAGUGUUUCCUAUUGUUUUUAUUACCAAAUGAUCAAUACACU
Molecule: messenger RNA, 2554 nt
Organism: Puntigrus tetrazona (Sumatra barb)
Lineage: Eukaryota; Metazoa; Chordata; Actinopteri; Cypriniformes; Cyprinidae
Product: gastrula zinc finger protein XlCGF57.1-like
Exons: 2
Coding region: 483-1880 (465 amino acids)
Biological process (GO): regulation of transcription by RNA polymerase II
Molecular function (GO): RNA polymerase II cis-regulatory region sequence-specific DNA binding; DNA-binding transcription factor activity, RNA polymerase II-specific
Source: RefSeq, a predicted model, not a curated record